Mercurialis annua (annual mercury) is the source of this 1953-nucleotide messenger RNA. RefSeq lists its product as uncharacterized. The record is from RefSeq and is a predicted model, not a curated record. The transcript has 6 exons. Bases 1 to 1953 code for a protein of 650 amino acids. NCBI's taxonomy places the organism in Eukaryota, Viridiplantae, Streptophyta, Magnoliopsida, Malpighiales, Euphorbiaceae.
AUGGUUGAUGGAAAGAUGUGUCACCCGUCAGACUUCCCGGCAUGGAAACAUUUAAGUGAAUUGUAUACAGAGUUUGCAGAAGAAGUUCGAAAUAUCAGACUAGGCCUGUGUACUGAUGGGUUUCAACCAUUCGGGGCCUUCGGGCAGAAUUAUUCAUCAUGGCCAACAUUCGACGUUCACAGGCGACAAAAUUUCCAAAUGAAAGCGGCACUUAUGUGGACGAUUAAUGAUUUCCCCGCUUAUUCUAUGUUAUCUGGCUGGAGCACAUCUGGAAGACUGGCUUGCCGACACUGCAUGGAAAAUACGGAAGCUUUCACGCUUAAAGGGAGUAGAAAACAGUCGUGGUUUGAUUGCGACAAAAAGUUCUUGCCUCGUGGUCACAUGUACCGUCGUAAUACUACUGAUUUCCGAAAAGGAAAAAGCUUAAAUAAAGAAUUCGGACAGCCAAAAACCGGAGAAGAAUUGUUGGCAGAGGUGGACCGUUUGGGGUUUAUGAAGGCAUAUGAAAUUGGGGCUGAGAUAAAUAAUGCGGCGAAGUCGACAGAUUAUGGCGAUGUAUGCGACAUGGACGGAAAAAAGGCUUUACUUGAGUGGAUUAAGUUGAUAAAGUUUCCAGAUGGUUACGCGUCCAACUUGUCCAGAUGUGUCGAUACAAUCGGUUUGAAAAUGCAUGGAAUGAAAAGUCACGACUGCCACAUUUUUAUGCAAAGACUCCUACCAAUCGCGUUCCGUGAGCUAUUACCGAAGGAAGUAUGGGAGCCCUUAACAGAGCUGAGUAUCUUCUUUCGUGAGUUAACCUCCACGUCUCUAACAGAGAAAGAUCUUGAUCGUAUGAGGCUAGAAAUUCCAAAGAUAUUGUGCAAGCUGGAGCGUAUUUUUCCGCCGAGCUUUUUUGACUCCAUGGAACAUCUUCCCGUACAUCUACCGUAUGCAGCUACGAUGGCAGGUCCAUUUCAAUAUCGCUGGAUGUAUCCAUUUGAAGAUAUUUUGAGAAAACUGAAAAAAAAAGUCGGUAAUAAAGGGAGGGUGGAAGGAAGCAUCAGUAGCGGAUACUUGAAUGAAGAAACCGCAAUAUUUGCAGCUUAUUUCUUUUCAGAAGGUGACCCAAUGAUGCCCGAGCGGCUGCAAAGGAAUGAAGUUUGUGACAUUGAAGUCGACGACGAUGUUGACCAGACUAUCUGUUUUCAAGCCGCAUGGGGAAUCAGGUUUUCGAGGGCGAGUUGCGUAGAGGAAACCCCGAAAUCAGCACCUUACAAAUUGAAGCAAAGUUCGAGAGUGACUUUGCCUACUGGUUCCAACAAUAUUCUCGCUAAAGGACAUCUUAGAUCAGUCAGAACAUUUAAGGGGUAUCGUGUAAACGGAUAUAAGUUUCAGACUCAAGCUUUUGGGGAGGAACAACUUACGAUGAAUAGUGGAGUCUGCGUGAAGGGAACUCAAUAUGUCGAUAGCGAAAAUGAAUUUUAUGGAAUUCUGACCGACAUAAUUGAGUUAGAGUAUCCGGCGCUUCCAAUGAAGACGACUGUCUUAUUUAAAUGCGAGUGGUUCGACCCAGUUCAUAAUUCCGGCACAAUUAGUAACAAAAAAUAUAACAUGGUGGAUAUUAAUAACAGAAAGAGAUACAAUAAGUAUGAACCAUUCAUCUUAGCCGAACAGGCCGACCAAUUUCAUUACCUUCCAUAUCCGAAUAAAAGAAGGGAUAAAUUAAAUUGGUGGGCAGUUUGCAGAAUAAAGGCGCGAUCAGAACUUGACAUGCCCAAGGGGAUUAUCUCGGCCUUUCAAGAUGAGAUAGAAGAAAAUCCUCUCGUUGUUGCAACGGACGAAAAUACGACAUGUUUGGCUGAUCAAAAUGGAGAAGCUGAUGAAGAUGCGUUGUUCGUGCCUCCUGAAGAAGAAACAGAAUUAGAUGAGUUCAUCGCAUCCUCAUCAGACGAAGAUGAAAGCGAAGAACUUUAG